UUCACACCAUAUCUAUCUCCCAGUUGCAUCAGUUUUGUCUCAGAGAACCACUUUUUUUUUUUUUUUUUUGUAACUGGAGAGAACCACUUUUGUCUCGAUCUUUUUUAGCGAUGUCGAUUCCUCAGGCCAAGAUGGAGCUUCGUCCUCUGGGAAACACAGGUCUCAAAGUUAGCUCCAUCGGCUUCGGCGCCUCUCCUCUCGGAAGCGUCUUCGGUCCAGUCGCCGAAGUCGAUGCCGUCGCCACCGUACGCGAGGCGUUCCGACAAGGCAUUAACUUCUUCGACACUUCCCCGUAUUAUGGAGGAACACUAUCGGAGAAGAUGCUUGGAAAGGGACUAAAGGCUCUACAAGUCCCUAGAAGCGACUACAUUGUGGCUACCAAGUGUGGACGUUACCAAGAAGGCUUUGACUUCAGUGCCGAGAGAGUAACAAAGAGCAUAGACGAGAGCUUGGAGAGGCUUCAGCUAGAUUACGUCGACAUUCUUCAUUGCCACGACAUUGAGUUCGGGUCUCUUGACCAGAUUGUGAGUGAAACAAUCCCUGCGCUGCAGAAACUGAAACGGGAAGGGAAGACACGGUUUAUCGGUAUCACUGGUCUUCCGUUGAGUAUUUUCACUUAUGUUCUUGAUCGAGUGCCUCCAGGGAGUGUUGAUGUGAUAUUAUCGUACUGCCAUUACGGUGUAAACGACUCGACGUUGUUUGAUUUGUUGCCUUACUUGAAGAGCAAAGGCGUGGGCGUGAUAAGUGCUUCUCCGUUGGCAAUGGGUCUCCUUACGGAACAAGGUCCUCCUGAAUGGCACCCUGCUUCCCCUGAGCUCAAGUCUGCUUGCAAAGCAGCUGCUGGUCAUUGUAAAUCAAAGGGUAAGAAGAUCACAAAGUUAGCACUGCAGUACAGCUUAGGAAACAAGGAGGUUUCAUCAGUGUUGGUUGGAAUGAGCUCUGUCUCACAGGUGGAAGAAAAUGUUGCAGCAGUUAGAGAGCUUGAAGGUGUGGGUAUGGAUCAAGAAACUCUGUCUGAGGUUGAAGCUAUUCUCGAGCCUGUAAAGAAUCAGACAUGGCCAAGUGGAAUCGAUCAAAAUUAAAAGCUCUCUUCGUUAUAUGUUUGUUCACAUUACUUCUUGGAAUGCUUUGAUGUGUCGGUAACAGUUUUAAGUUUUAAGUUGAGUUGAUACGGUCAAUAAAAUUUCUUAGGGUAUCAAAACAUCUUUCAAUCGGUUUCA
Raphanus sativus (radish) is the source of this 1220-nucleotide messenger RNA. RefSeq names its product L-galactose dehydrogenase. Bases 111 to 1082 code for a protein of 323 amino acids. The transcript is spliced from 5 exons. Gene Ontology annotation, cellular component: cytosol. NCBI's taxonomy places the organism in Eukaryota, Viridiplantae, Streptophyta, Magnoliopsida, Brassicales, Brassicaceae. The record is from RefSeq and is a predicted model, not a curated record. Gene Ontology annotation, molecular function: L-galactose dehydrogenase activity. Gene Ontology annotation, biological process: L-ascorbic acid biosynthetic process.